Molecule: messenger RNA, 835 nt
Organism: Corylus avellana
Lineage: Eukaryota; Viridiplantae; Streptophyta; Magnoliopsida; Fagales; Betulaceae
Source: RefSeq, a predicted model, not a curated record
GAAUUCAUUUCAUAACUGGCACGCUUUACGUCUCAAAUCACCACCUUCCUGUCUCUUCCUGUCUCUUCCUCUCUGUCUCUGUAUUACUGUAUAUGACUUUUUUGGCUGAAAGAAAGUGCAAGUGUAAUUUGGUUUCUGUUUCUUUAUUCUCUCUGAGAUGGAGAAGCCUCUGAUGGGUGGAGAAAGCAGUGGAAGUGGAGUUCGCCGGAGAGGGCACUAUAAACACUCUGAUGCUAUUGCUUAUGGUUCGCGUUAUCAAAGGGCUGCGGCACUGAUUGAUCUGGCUGAAGAUGGUAUUGGUCUACCUGAGCAAAUUCUUGAUCAAUCAAACUUCCAGAAUGCUGCAAAGUUAUACUUCAUAUUUACUCGAUUUGAUAUCAUCUGGUCCCUCACUUACUUUGCAUUGAUAGUCCUAAAUUUCUUAGAGAAACCUUUGUGGUGUACAAACUAUUCUACGUAUUCUUGUGACGAUAGGGAGUACUUUUAUCUUGGGCAGUUGCCCUACUUAACUGGUGCAGAGACUCUCAUCUAUGAGGGCAUAACUCUCAUCUUACUUGUGAUACAUACUUUCUUUCCAAUUUCAUACGAAGGGUACCAUCUCUAUUGGAGAAAUCCUCUUAAUUGGUUAAAGGUGACUUGCCUGUUAAUUUUGGUUGCUGAUAUACUGGUUUAUGCUCUAUAUUUGUCACCAGUGGCCUUUGAUUAUCUUCCUCUCAGAAUUGCCCCAUAUAUCAGAGUUGUGCUUUUCAUGCUGAACUUCAGGGAAUUACGAGCGACCAUCUUCAUCCUAGCUGGAAUGCUUGGCACAUACUUAAAUGUCUUGAGAAAGAAAUAA